AUGGCACAUAACCUGGCUCUGAAUUCCUUAUUCCCGCACUCCGUCUCCUUUGACCAUUUCGAGCCGGACUUGUACGACCAUUUCGAGCCCGUACACACGGAUCCGGACACCCUGGGAGUUGUCGCACGGGUGGGCGAACGGAUCCCUGUGCUCUCUGGGGUCUUUCAGCUGCUCCAUGAGUUGUCCGGAAACGAGGAGGCCCUCGAGCGCGCCAGACGAGCAGACCCCUUGGGCUCCAAUGGGGUGUUGACGCAUGCAGCAGAGCAUAUACCCUUGGUGAACUCGGUGUUGCAGGCGGUGCACAAAGAAAGAGAUGACAAAGAAGCCUUGGAGCGAGCGCAACUCCGGAAUCCCAUUGGAAGCCAAGGCUACUUGACCAAAGCCUUGGAACAUAUCCCCUUGGUCAGUGAUGGCAUGGUCGCUUAUCAUCGGUACCAGGGUGACGAUGUGGCCGCUGAACGUGCCAGAGGCUAUUCCGUGGAAAGGCUUUUCAGCCGAGAUGGUGCCAUUACGCGCGUCGCCGAGCUGGUGCCAGGCUCCAACCUGUUUGAACGCUUUGAGCGGGCCUUGAACCUCUAUGAAAGCUGGAGCGCCUUGGGCUCCGGAAACCCCGACAGCGGCUUGUGGCAAAUGGCGGAGCUGCUGCCGGGCGGUGAUGCCGUCGCCUUUGCCGUGCACUUGCAAUCCGGACACUAUGCACAAGCUCUGCGCACAGUGACCAAAACCAGCUGGGUGAAUGUGCAGACGCCCGAGCUGAUCUUUUCCCUUCGCUGUCAGAGUCUCACGCAUCUCUGGUGCGACAAGGUUGACAUCCAGGAGGUGGAUGUGAUUCCAAGGCAACUUUCCUUGGUCGUGGGUAUGUCUGAUAUGGCGGCGAACUUUCUGCGCAUCGACCGACAGGGACAUCGUCGCCAUAUCAAAGAUCCCGAAGAUUCUGGAGACGCUCAAGGAAUGACCGCAAUGGAAUACUCAAAGGAGCUACUCAAGGGAGUGGUGGAUGAGAUUAUUUCACUUCGAGUCGACUACUUCACGAGAAUGGUGCCAACUUACGCUGAUUGGAUUGUUGAGUGGCAGACCUAUGGAUUUUCAAAGCACCAGGCGAUUGCCAGCAUCAAAUUGGCUGCCAAGCAGCAUGGUCUUGACAUCGCUGGUGGUACCAUCCGCAGAACAUCUUCACGCUUUUGCUUGGGUGUCGAGCACGGUGACUACAAUGGCACAGAGCUCUUUGGUGUUGGCACGGACCGUUUCAUUUGGAUGGCCUACAAGCCGAACAAUUCUGGAAAGAUUCGAAUCUUCAGCCAGAAUUUUCCCGGGGAGGGUGUUGUGGAGUUUCAACCAGGGCAGGUGCCAGCUCCAAAGUCUUCAUCCAUCUCUGAGACCUGGGCACGCUUUCCCUACGGCGUGGACUUCGUUCUUCGGAAGAGUGGCUUUGACACCUCGCGUGGGUUCGAUGCUGUGUUAAUUGGCAACAUCCCUGGUGGAGGGAUGUCUCGAUCAGCUUCCUUGGUCCUGAACCUGAUGCUGACCAUGCUGGAAAUCAACAAAAAUACCUUGCCUGACGGUGAUUUCAGGGUUGUGAAAAUGGCGCAACAGGUUGAGAAUGACUGCAUUGGAACACCUUGUGGCAACCUUGAUCAAAUCAUGAUCUACUAUGCAAGACACGGAAUGGGAACUCGCUUUGAUCCCAAGACCAACAAGGUCAGCUAUGUUCCGCUUGGUAUGGAUACCAAUGAAUUUCGCAUUGCUGCCUUGGACACUGGCACUGUCCGCCAUGGCUUGGAGAAAACCACCUAUGCCGUGCGUGUCAAGGAAUGUAGGGAAUUGGUCGCUUUACUCCAGCAAAGUGGUUACAAGGUGCAAAGUUUGGGUGACAUCAAAGAGCGCAAGACUUACGAUGAAAUAUUGGCCAAGUUUGGCAAAAGUCAUCCCAAUCUCUGUGAGAGACUGGAGUACAUCUUCUUUGCACAGGAGCGCUUUGAGGGCAUGGUGAAAGCCUGGAGGGAAGGAAAGAUCGAGGAGGUAGGUGCCAUCUUCCGGCGUGAUGGAAUUGGUCUGCGUGAUGAAUAUCAAAUCUCAGGACCAGAACUAGAGACCAUGGUCAACAUCGCUCGAACUAUACCUGGUGUGAUUGGCGAGCGUAUGCUUGGCGGUGGUGACAAGGGUGCAUCUGGAGCUAUCUUGCGACCGGACGCUGAGCAAGCUCUCCGCAAUGCUGUGGACACUGGCUACAAGCGCUCGUACCCUGACCUGGCUGACAAGUGCGCCGUUCAUGUCGUACGAGCUUGCAAGGGAGUAGAAGUGCUCGAGGGCUUACUUUGA
This is a messenger RNA of Durusdinium trenchii, 2319 nucleotides long. The record is from the annotation of a GenBank genome assembly. NCBI's taxonomy places the organism in Eukaryota, Dinophyceae, Suessiales, Symbiodiniaceae.